Nycticebus coucang (slow loris) is the source of this 1085-nucleotide messenger RNA. RefSeq names its product glutathione S-transferase A3-like. Gene Ontology annotation, molecular function: glutathione transferase activity. Bases 157 to 825 code for a protein of 222 amino acids. The record is from RefSeq and is a predicted model, not a curated record. Gene Ontology annotation, cellular component: cytosol; extracellular exosome. Gene Ontology annotation, biological process: xenobiotic metabolic process; glutathione metabolic process. Lineage: Eukaryota; Metazoa; Chordata; Mammalia; Primates; Lorisidae. The transcript is spliced from 7 exons.
GGAGUGGCUGUUCCCUAGGGGCCGCCCCUGCAGGGGGCAGAAGUGCCACAGUAUUAAAGCAGCUGCCACACAGGACACACAGAUCAGGAGGUGGCCGGCAGGAGCUGAGCAGAGACCCAGCCAGGACUUAAUCAGAGAGACCAAGAGACUGCUAUUAUGGCGGGGAAGCCCAAGCUUCACUACUUCAAUGGACGAGGCAGGAUGGAGUCCAUCCGGUGGCUCUUGGCUGCAGCUGGAGUAGAGUUUGAAGAGGUAUUUAUAAAAUCUCCAGACGAUUUGGAAAAGCUAAGAAAUGAUGGGAGUUUGAUGUUCCAGCAAGUGCCCAUGGUGGAGAUUGACGGGAUGAAGCUGGUGCAGAUGAGGGCCAUUCUCAACUACAUCGCCAGCAAACACAACCUCUACGGGAAAGACAUAAAGGAGAGAGCCCUGAUUGACAUGUAUGUAGAAGGCAUGGUGGAUUUGAAUGAAAUGAUCAUGCGUCUUCUCAUCCAUCCCCCCGAGGAACAAGGUGCCCAGCUUGCCUUGAUCAAAGAGAAAACAACAAAUCGCUAUUUCCCCGCCUUUGAAAAAGUGUUAAAGAGCCACGGACAAGACUACCUGGUUGGCAACAAGCUGAGCCGAGCUGACAUUCAGCUGGUUGAACUUAUCUACAACGUGGAAGAGCUGGACCCCAGCCUUACCGCCAACUUCCCUCUGCUGAAGGCUCUGAAAACCAGAGUCAGCAACGUGCCCACAGUGAAGAAGUUUCUGCAGCCUGGCAGCCAGCGGAAGCCACCUGGAACUGCAAAAGAUGUAGAAGAAGCAAGAAAAAUUUUCAAAUUUUAGAAAAGCAGGCCCAUCGGGAGGCUGAGGCAAGAGAAACGCUUGAGCCCAGGAGUUGGAGGUUGCUGUGAGCUGUGUGAGGCCACGGCACUCUGCCGAGGGCCAUAAAGUGAGACUCUGUCUCCACAAAAAAUAAAAAGAAAAGCAGGCCCAGACAUUCUUUGUAACAAUGUGGUGCUAGCCCCAUGCUGAUGGAGGCUAUUGUGAAGCUAAUAAACUUUGCAAACUAUAUGCUAAUCAAAUAAAACCUUCUGAUGAGCAAA